GCGGCGAGCACCCCGCAGCUCCGCGCCCCCGCCCGGCCCCGCUCCCCGCGGAAAGUUGGGCUGCGGCGGGCGGCGUUCGGGAAAGAGCGAGGCGGCAUGAGGGGGCACCGAGGGGGCGCCUAAGACACCGGGAAGGCGGCGCCGCGCGAGGGGACAACUUCGCCCGGGAGCCCGCGCCCGCAGCCCCCGGCCGGGGCUCGCGGUGGUUCCUCCCGUCCCUCGCUCGGCCUCCCCCCCGCCGAUCGAGACGCGGCGGACCUUGGUCCCGGCGGCUCCGCGGCGGUGACACGAGCCCGCCUCAGCCGCCGCCUCGGUCUCCUGCCGCGCCGCCACCUUGCCCGCACCAUGGAGUUCUCCGAGAGGAAAAGAAGCAGGAAAUCCCAGAGCUUCAAACUGGUGAGCCGAGAUUAUCACCAUGAGGUGUAUAAGAUCUCAGAAUUCAACAACGAUGUUAAUGGGGAGACCAAAGAGACACAACCCAUUUUUUUAGGAGAUGAAAACAUGGAAAUUAAAAAACAGAUUACAGGGAUGAGAAGAUUGCUGAACGACAGCACUGGCAGGAUAUACCAGCGUGUUGGCAAAGAAGGAGAAAAACUCAAAGAAGAGCCCCAGGAUUUGGAGUUAGUCUGGCCUCAGCGUCUGAACUCCGCUGCCGAGGCCCCGCAGGGCCUCCACCCUUCUUCACGUGGGGCAUGGAAUGAACUACCAACCCAAAGCGGGCAGUUCUCAGGGCAGUAUGGUACCCGUUCUAGAACCUUCCAGAAUCAGCCCCACACCUCUGCAAGUUCCAAUGGAGAACUUCCAGGGGUGAAUUCAUCAGCUGGAUCCAACUGUUGUACUUGUAACUGCCAGUCAACGUUGCAGGCCAUUCUCCAAGAACUCAAGACCAUGAGGAAAUUAAUGCAGUUUCAAGCAGUUGGAACUCAAAACAGACAACAACCCCCAAUUUCCCUUAUAUGCUCCCAGCGAACCGCUGUCUCACGCAAGAGAAAUAAAAAGAAAAAGGUGCUCCCAAAGACUGUGGAACCUGUGACUGUGAAACCAAAGCCCACUCCGUUGGAAAUUGAGAAGAAGCCAGCAGCCGUGGCCACAAGGCCAUCUGGUCUCCAAGCCGCAGAGCACACCUCCACUGAGGAGAGCCACGUCCUGGGAUUUGGCAUUGUUCUCGAAUCGCCUUCCUCAGAUCCAGAAGUGCAACUUGCUGAAGGCUUCGAUGUGUUUAUGCCUAAGUCUCAGCUGGACUCUAUAUUGUCAAACUACACUCGCUCAGGAAGCCUUCUGUUUAGAAAACUGGUGUGUGCAUUUUUUGAUGACAAGACUUUGGCUAACUCCUUACCCAAUGGGAAGAGGAAAAGAGGACUCAAUGACAACCGAAAAGGACUAGACCAGAACAUCGUGGGUGCAAUCAAAGUCUUUACAGAAAAGUACUGUACUGCGAACCAUGUGGAUAAACUUCCUGGCCCAAGAGACUGGGUACAGAUUCUGCAGGAUCAGAUUAAACUGGCCAGAAGAAGGUUAAAAAGAGGCUCAGCAGAGGCAGCUGACGGUGAUGAAAGACUGGACGGCAUUUCUCUACCUCCAACAGGUAGUGUGUUUGUCACCAGGAGAGACACCGUGGAGGACCCAGAGCCAGGUUCCAACGCCUAGACUUGGAUUGUAGCAUACUCUUGCGUUUCCACAAAGGUCCACGGAGGAGUUGAGGUUCCUGCAGUGUGGGUGUUCUGUGGUGGCUUGUCCUGUCUGAAUAAUCUUUGUAACAUGUGGUAUCACAACU
Messenger RNA from Peromyscus eremicus (cactus mouse), 1774 nucleotides. It is a transcript of the gene Bend7, whose product is annotated as BEN domain containing 7. NCBI's taxonomy places the organism in Eukaryota, Metazoa, Chordata, Mammalia, Rodentia, Cricetidae. The transcript is spliced from 9 exons. The record is from RefSeq and is a predicted model, not a curated record. The coding region runs from base 346 to 1647 and encodes 433 amino acids. Gene Ontology annotation, molecular function: DNA binding.